CCGGUAAAAUAACGUUUUUGGUCCCGGUUCCGGUGCCGGAAAAAUAGUUUGUAGUUCCGUCCCGGUCCCAGUCCCGGUAAAAUAAUGUCUUUUGUCCCGGUUCCGGUCCCAGUCCCGUCGGGACCGGAACCGGGACGGUCCCGCCCAUGUCUAGUUUUACCGUAUUCCGCUCAUACAUUUUUUAUUCAUUUAACUGAAGAAGAAUCGAAAACGUUCUUAAAUUGAAUAAAAAUAGACUACUGCAAACGGACAUUUUUUCAACGGUCUCGAUUCAGAUAAUACUCCGUCAAAGAUUUGUUUUUGUAGAUUGUACUUCCAUUCUCUGAAAAUACGAGCGAAAGAGUUUUACAAAGGUAAGAUUUCCAAAAACAACGAUUUAAUAGCGAAUGCUUCGGCGGUCCAUAUUUUAUAUUAGCAGAAAUUCUAAAAUUGUUCUCAUUUCCUCCCAGUGGUCUAGUCUGUCGAUCGGUUCUGUGAGCGAUAACAUAUAGUUGCGAUACCUUUUGUUACUCUUUUUCUUUUGUUUGAUGUUCACCAAUGGGAGAAUGUAGUCCAAAUUUUCUUCUUUUGAUGACUACUGUAUCACAUUUCUUGAAUAUUUUAUUUUCGACUAGUGUAGCAUAGAAGAAACCAAAUGAAAAGCACGGGAUUAUUUUCCGAGAGAUGGGUUUGCUCUACAAAUCUAUCCAUCCGAAAUAAAUCAAUAAAACAUAUGUAAAUAGAUACAGACUAAUAUCUGAGCAGGACUCGAAAAAAAUAGCGUAAAAAAACAAUCGUAUGGUAUAACGCAGUACCGAUUCCAAAAGGGGAUACUCUAGGCUAUCCAUUUAUAAGAAAUACUCAGAAUCGUUUCUAAGAGAAACUGAGUUUUAAUGACUUCAUCUGAUUAGUGUGACCGUCGUGAGUACAGUUAGGAAGCUUAUUAGGUUAUGUUCACACUAUACAACUUAAGUUCGCCUCAAGGCUGUAUAUCAGGCAAAAGUUAAGUCAUACUUGAAUGACAUUUUUUAUAUCGCUUAAGUGUGACAAAAGUUGAUUCAUCAAUCCUACUUUGUUAUUGGAUUACUUUAAUCGAGCGCUCAGUUUCGAAAUAUUCUUAGAGAGCAGUAUUAGCCUAACGUACUCCGAAGUUUAGAAUAACAAUUAACCUGAUACAUAUAAGAUGAGCAAAGAAUCAUCUUCACAGCUGUUAUCUACAAUUGGGAAAAUAAGUUUGAGUUAAGAAGAAUAUUCACACUACUAACUUAAGUAACCAGUCCUAUUUAACGUUAUCUUCUUUCAAAACUGAAUGUGAAAAAGUAUAGUGUGGAUAUGGCCUUAGAAAAAAUUGAUUCACUGAUGCUAAUGUAAAACUUUGAAAGCUGAUUUUAGUAAUCAACAGCUUAUAUAUUUUCUCCUUUCAGAUUGGUUCAUCAUGUCAACAUUAACAUUAAAAUCUUCGGUAGUAAAAGUUUCUCGUCGUCGUUCGUCUCCAAGUCCUACGUCAUCUCCACCUUCAAAUAAACGAAGACAAAGUCCUGAUUAUUAUCGACAACGUCCUCGUUCACCGAUUCCUAUUUCUCGUCGAAAUGAUGAGAGCAGUGAUGAAGAUGGUGAAAUUCCAGGACCAACACCACAUACUAUUCCAAAACCAACGACAACUGUUGGUCGAACAGGUGGUCUUUAUAUGCCACCAGCAAAAUUACGUUUAUUACAGGCGUCCAUUACUGAUAAAUCAAGUCAAGACUAUCAACGUUUAGCAUGGGAAGCAUUGAAAAAAACAAUUAACGGUCGUGUGAAUAAAAUAAACAUUUCGAAUUUAGUUUUGAUUGUUAGAGAAUUAUUUAAAGAUAAUAUUGUUCGUGGACGAGGAUUGUUGGCACGUGGUAUUAUUCAAGCACAAAUUGCCUCACCAUUUUAUACACAUGUUUAUGCAGCACUUGUUGCCAUUAUAAAUACAAAAUUUCCUCAAAUCGGUGAAUUACUUGUUAAACGUUUAAUAAAUACAUUUCGUCGAACAUAUCAACGAAAUGAUAAAACGAAUUGUUUAGCAUCAAUUCGAUUUAUUGCACAUUUAGUAAAUCAAAAUGUGCUCCAUGAAAUCGUUGCUUUACAAAUAUUAAUAUUAUUAUUAGAAAAUCCAUCGGAUGAUUCAUGUGAAUUAGCUAUUGGUUUUAUUAAAGAAUGUGGUAAAAAAUUAAGUCAGAUAUCUCCACGUGGACUCGAUAGUGUAUUUUCAACAUUAAGAAAUUUAUUACAUGAAUCAACACUAGAUAGACGUACACAAUAUAUGAUUGAAGUUUUAUUUGCCAUUAGAAAAGAUCAAUUUAAAGAACAUGCAAUUAUUUUGGAUGGUCUCGAUUUAGUUGAUGAACAAGAUCAACUAACACAUAUGUUAACAUUAGAUGAUCAAUGUGAUCCUGAACCAAUGUUGGAUGUUUUCAACUAUGAUCCAGAAUACGAAGUAAAUGAAAACAAAUAUAAAGAAAUACGAAAACAAAUUUUAGAUGAAUCAGACGCUGAUGAUGAUGAUGAAUCGAGUGAAGAUGAAAAUGGAAAUGAAAAGAAUGAAGAAGAAGAAAGCGAAGAAGAUGAAGCAGAGAGUAAGGGUAUUCGAAAAUGUCUAGUGUACUUGUUAAACUAUGUUUUUAAUUUUCCAGAAGAAAAACAGCAGACAAUAAUUGAUCAAACCGAAACAAAUUUAGUAACACUACGACGAACAAUCUAUUUAACUAUUCAGUCAAGUGUUGGAGCUGAAGAAUGUGCACAUAAAUUGUUAAAAAUGAAUUUAAGACCAGGACAAGAGAUGGAAUUAUGUCAAAUGAUUUUGGAUAGUUGUGCUCAACAACGCACUUAUGAACGAUUUUUUGGUUUAUUAGGGCAACGUUUUUGUUUAUUAAAAAAAGAAUAUAUUGAAUGUUUUGAAAAAGUAUUUGAAGAUCAAUACGAUAUUGUUCAUCGUUUAGAAAAUGUUAAACUACGAAAUGUUGCUAAAUUUUUUGCACAUUUACUAUACACAGAUGCCAUUUCAUGGGGGGUGUUACGUUGUAUUCGUUUAACCGAAGAAGAUACCACUUCAUCAAGUCGUGUAUAUAUAAAAAAUUUAUUUUUAGAAUUAGUUGAAUUUUUGGGUUUAACAAAAUUGAAUAAUCGCUUAAAAGAUCCAACGUUGACAGAAUAUUUUGAAGGCAUAUUUCCACGUGAUAAUACCAAAAAUACAAGAUUUUCUAUUAAUUUUUUUACUUCUAUUGGCCUCGGUGGACUAACUGAUGAACUGCGUGAUUUUCUUCGUACAAAUACAAAUAUCGUCCAAGAUCAACAACAGCAACAAAUAUCACAUGUGGAAGAUGACGAUGAUGAUGGUGAUGUACUUGAAUUUCAUCGAAAAUUACAGCAAAUGAAAAUGGCUGCUACUGCUCGCAGUGAACAAGAAAAUUCACCAAAACCAAAACGUUCACUAUCACCUCAACGAAAGAAAAAAAGUGAAAAACAAUCAUCACGAACAACAAAGAAAGUAUCCCGACACGAUGAUCGACAAAAGACGAAACGACGACGAAAAUCAGUGUCAUCAUCAAGCUCAAGUUCAAGCUCAAAUUCAUCACCAUCACCAUCACCAGAACGACGAAAGAAGAAAAAAGACACGAGUACAAAACGACAUGAACCAAGACGAAGAUAA
Messenger RNA from Didymodactylos carnosus, 3655 nucleotides. The record is from the annotation of a GenBank genome assembly. Lineage: Eukaryota; Metazoa; Rotifera; Eurotatoria; Philodinida; Philodinidae.